Capsella rubella is the source of this 1130-nucleotide messenger RNA. RefSeq lists its product as uncharacterized. The record is from RefSeq and is a predicted model, not a curated record. Lineage: Eukaryota; Viridiplantae; Streptophyta; Magnoliopsida; Brassicales; Brassicaceae. Bases 166 to 954 code for a protein of 262 amino acids. The transcript is spliced from 2 exons.
CGGCGAUUACUUCGAAACUGUGUCAACACUGAUCAAUAUUAUUUUAACUUAUAUUAAUUAAAUAAAAAUAAAGAAGAGAGGAUAAAAAUCCAACCGCUCUGAGCGAUAUUUCAAAGUCUUCGCACGAACACAAAUAAUUUCUCUUUCUUACCAAUUCGACUUGCAAUGGCGAAAACAGAGAAGCGAGUACUUGGAUCGUCUUCGUCUUUCCUCGGCUGUUUCGGAAUUUCCAGGAAAAUACACUCCGACAAGCCGGUGGUUGCGAAGGAAGACGGUGGUGAGAAGAAGAAGAAGAUGAAGACGAAGACGAAGAACAAGAAGAAGAUUAGUCAUUGGUUUCUGUGUUCGAAGUUUCGCCUGAAGAACGGCGAGAUCAAACCGUCGCCGAUCGAGGAAACAGAGAAACCGACGUUGAGAGUCGAAGAUGAAACUGAUGAUAAGCAAAAACCCCUCUCGGUGGUGAUACGUCACACUACCGAUCGUAAAAACAUUCCGGUUGAUGAUAAGUCCGUGAAUCAGGAGACUAAAGAGUCAAAACCGAAGGACUUAAUAAGAGACAUAUCCCCCGAGCGAUCAAAAGCCAUGGAACCUAACGGUUCAUUCAGAGAAGACAAGUGUCAGAAGCGGGUAUCUACUUCAAAACCCGACUUGAAACCAACUCGGGCGAAUAACGGGUCAAGGGUCGAUAAGUUUGACCCGGUGAUAGGUAUCUCGAUCAUUAUACUGACGUUGAUGAUAAUGCUGGUUUGGGGUCGACUCUGUGCGAUUCUUUGUACAUCCGCUUGGUGUUACGUUCUACCUCGUGUCAGAGACGCAGCCGCGUUGGCCAAACGCAAACGCAACGGUACCGAAGGUUCUGCGUAUGUGUCUUCGGAUUUGAAUUCAGAGUCGUAUAAGAGAAAAGUCGUUUUGGACGGGUUUCUUGGACGGCCAAAUCGCGUUUCGUUGUCAUGACGACUUUUAUAUAUAUAUAUCUUAAUGGUUUGGUCAUUUUUUUUUCCCGUUUAAUAACGAUGAUUGAUUUGAUCGAUUGUGAAUUGGAUACAUAAGUAUAAUAAAAUUUUCAAUUGUAUUUGUAGAGGUCAGUAUCGAGCAGCAAAUUUUAAUAAAAUUGUCAAUUUGUAUUUGUA